CGAAAAUCAUGAGAUCGUACGAGUUAUUGUCGGUCAGUGACGAAAGUGUACCUUUAAUCAUCGACGUUUGCAAAUUAUACGAAACUAAAUCAAUUAUUUUCUUAUAUGGAGAAUCGAUAAAAGAAAUGGAAAUGACAACGACGAUAUUCAAAUGGACACGUGCACUUUCUCGCAAAGGUUUUACGACUUCGAAUUUGUAUUUCUCACAAUUACACGAAUCAUCGUACUACGUGAAACGAAUCGUACGACCACAUUACAUAGCAGUGAUAUCUAAUUACGAAGCUAUCAAUGAGUUCUCAUUGGCAACGAAUACCUUCGAUAUGUCCUUUGCUGCUUGGCUAGUAUUAUUUAUUUACAAGGGACGUGGUUUCGAUUAUUGUCACAAUCCACCAGGUAACAUAUUCCAUUUAAGAUUCGAUUCGGAGAUGUUGGUUCUUUGCGGUACGGAAAAUGUUUUACGUGAGUGGUAUUCGAUCGAUCCGAAUCGAACUGAGAUCAAUGAUUUAGCAAGUUGGAGUUUAGAGAAAGGAAUAACUAAAUUCGUUCCAGAUUCUCUUUACGAGAGAAGACAUAAUUUACAUGGUCUGACCAUGAGAGCCGUUAUAGUCAAGGAUUCGCCAUUCGUAAAUAUUAAUAAGAAUGACGAAUUAGAGGGCAUAUUCGGCAAGGUAUUAAAAGAACUUUCCGUCACACUUAAUUUUAGUUUGAAGAUCGUCUCGAAAGUGAACGAAUAUGGACGAUGGAAUCCGAAAGAGAAUACUUGGUCAGGAGCGAUCGGUGAAAUAUACGCAGGACGUGCUGACAUAUCUAUAUCAGAUUUUUCUAUGACCAGUGCAAGAUUGAAUGUCGUUGAUUUCACUAUGCCGCUUGUUUUUUCGAAAAAUUGUAUUUUCAUCAAGGAACCAAACAAAUUCGCGAUCAAAUGGUCAUCUUAUUUUCAAACUUUCUCCCAUUCCGUUUGGAUUGCCAUAUUUGGAAUAUUAGUUCUUGCAAUGAUCGUAUUAGUUUUUCUUAAAAGAAAAAAUGGUACGGAUCGUAACAUAGGACAGUUAUUGUCCGAUAAUUUUCUUGAGAUUUGGGGUAUAUUCUGUCAACAGGGACUGGCAGAUUUUCCAGAUAGAUUUUCGUUACGAAUAGCAUACUUCUCUAUAUUUCUUUUGGCUGUUGUUUUAUCGGCCGCUUAUUCCGCGGCUUUGAUAAGUUUUUUAACGUCCGUUAUGCAAACUUUACCUUUUCACUCAUUAGAGGGUUUCGUUGAAGACGGUACUUAUCAAUUUGCUGUCCUUCGCGGUACAGCUGAUUACGAUAUAGUUGCAAAUGCAAAAGAUCCACUUGCAAAGAAAUUGAUGGAGUUGAUGCCGGAUGAAAAAAAAUUGCCGAUAACUCUAAAACAAGGGUUUAGUAGAAUUUGUAAAAAUCAAAAACUAGCGCUUUACACAUCAAUCGCAAAAAAGGAAGGUAUUAGAUUUAAAAUACCGUGUAAUGUGAUUCCUAUUAGUAUAGGACGUAUAGAAAGUUUAGCUAUUAUAUUAUCUAAGCACAAUCCAUUCACAGAAGUUAUCAAUUUUCAUUUGCAGAAAUUUAUUAACAAUGGAAUGAUGAAUCGUUUAAAAGACGCGACAUUCAAAAAGAAAUUGAAUUUUAUGUUGAACCAUGAACCGGUUCAUUUAAGUAGCGUUAUAUCGCUCAUUUUCUUCAUCCUAAUUGGUAUAAUCACGAGUAUUUGCAUUCUAAUUAUAGAAAAAUAUAUUUUCGUUCGUAAAAGGAAGAUGUUGAUUGUACAUAAUAUAUUUUUGAACAAAUCGUCAGGAUUUUAUGUGAAAAGGAAAAACAAUAUAAAAAAUAUUGCGAAAAACAAGGAAAGUCGCAAAUGUACACGCGUGAAUUAAACACGACAGUGCUAAUUCUCAUUGUCAAGGAAUUUUUAUAUUCUGAUUGUAAUUUCCUGGAAGGAAUAGAAACACCUAUGCGUAUAUCUACGCUUUUGUAUUAUUUAACAUAGUUUAAGAUUUUAAAUAGAAUUUCUUCAAUUGACAUUGAACGCUUGGAUCUGAUUUUCUUUAUUUGUCGAAUGCACGUAUACACAUAUUUUAACUCUUUCGAAGCGUGUAUAUUUUUCGUCUUUACACGAAAUAUGAAAUAUGUGUCUCGUAUUAGAAACAAAAAAAGAUUAUAUUCGCCAUUUUUAUGUAUGAGUCGCGAUAGAGCAGUAUUAUUGAAUCGCGAAUUUUUCAAUAAACAUAUUUUAAGAUAAAUUCACAUAAGAAUUAAUUAGUGUGUAAGGUAUAUGUGUUCUAACGUGUUACGAUGGGAAAUCAUAUAGCUAGAUUAUCGACCAGAAUAAAAUUAUGAAAUUAUUUUAAUGGGAGUGCAAUA
Molecule: messenger RNA, 2376 nt
Organism: Vespula pensylvanica (western yellowjacket)
Lineage: Eukaryota; Metazoa; Arthropoda; Insecta; Hymenoptera; Vespidae
Product: glutamate receptor 1-like
Exons: 8
Coding region: 9-1889 (626 amino acids)
Cellular component (GO): membrane
Molecular function (GO): glutamate-gated receptor activity
Source: RefSeq, a predicted model, not a curated record